This is a messenger RNA of Penicillium roqueforti, 477 nucleotides long. Its product is annotated as cytochrome c oxidase subunit VI. NCBI's taxonomy places the organism in Eukaryota, Fungi, Ascomycota, Eurotiomycetes, Eurotiales, Aspergillaceae. Gene Ontology annotation, biological process: mitochondrial electron transport, cytochrome c to oxygen. Bases 1 to 477 code for a protein of 158 amino acids. Gene Ontology annotation, cellular component: mitochondrial inner membrane. The record is from RefSeq and is a predicted model, not a curated record. The transcript is spliced from 4 exons.
AUGUCGUCCCUAUCCAUCUUCCGCGUGGCGACCCGUGCCGCUCGCUCUACCGGCUCCUUCAGAGCUCCCCAAUUGACCCGGUCCCGGAUGCAGUCUCCGGUGACUCUGGCCGCCGCUCGCGCCCACAACUUCGGUACUACCUCCAUGCUCCGCUCCGGCCACGAGGAUGAGACAUACGAAGAGUUCACUGCCAGAUUCGAGAAGGAAUUCGAUGGUGUGCAGGACGUUUUCGAGCUUCAGCGCAACCUGAACAACUGCUUCGCCUACGAUCUUGUUCCCUCCGUCGCAGUCCUCACCGCCGCCCUCAAGGCCGCCCGCCGUGUUAACGACUUCCCUACCGCUGUUCGCGUCUUCGAGGGCGUCAAGGCCAAGGUCGAGAACCCCGACCAGUACAAGCAAUACCUCGAGUCUCUCGAGGGUCUGCGCGUCGAGCUGGGCGUCGCUCUCCGGGAGGAGCUCUACCCCGAGGAGGCGUAA